AUGAAACAUAUCAUCCUGAACAGUCCAUUCUCGCCAGAACUCAAGUGGAAAGCCAGCAUUCGCCGGGCCAAAAAUCCGUCAAAAAGAAGUGUCUUGUUUCGAUUGAAAAUGAGAACGUUCAAGUUAAAGCGAAAGAGGGAGUUAAGGCGAGAAUCCGCGACUAAGAAGCUCAUUGCUUCGACUAGCAGAGGCGGGACUCAAGAUCAAGAAUCUGAGGAAUCGAUCAAAGAGCAAGAGUUGGCUACUUUUGCUAACAAGAUUUUUAGCAAGUUUGCGAUUGAAAGGUCCUCCGGAGGAUCUGGUAAGCCCGGAGGCCCAGGAAAGAUUUCGACUUUGCCUUGGGAUCCAACCUUCCAAUACAAAUUGACUUACCACGCCGCCUGGGUUUGGGCAAAUGGUGCUGUAGUUCAACAAACUCCACCUGGUGGAGUUGUAUCCACCGACGAAGGGAUCUACAAAAAGCAAUCCCUUUCCCAUUCGACCUCAAUGCCCAAUAUGAAUUCCGGGUUGGUGAAGGUAGGUGAAAAACGUGUCGCCUCCGGAUCUGGUGACAUGAUUGACAUCAAGGCCGACUUGAAGAAAAUAAAGGUAGAACAUGGUGAGCUAAUUGUCAGGGGAUAUCCAAUCAAGACCAAAUUGGCACUUACUGACACUGGGUUCUUUUCGGUCCAGCUCCAGAGUCCAAGUUUCCCGCCAAUGAACCAAUCUAUAUUUCCAGUGAUUUCGAGAGUGACUGGGAAAGCAAUAGUAUUAGUAGCAGCAUUGAGUUUGAGCUCCCAAGGCCUUCCACCUCUCACUUGGUGGAAUUAG
Molecule: messenger RNA, 810 nt
Organism: Melampsora larici-populina 98AG31
Lineage: Eukaryota; Fungi; Basidiomycota; Pucciniomycetes; Pucciniales; Melampsoraceae
Exons: 5
Coding region: 1-810 (269 amino acids)
Source: RefSeq, a predicted model, not a curated record